This is a messenger RNA of Myotis davidii, 1411 nucleotides long. Its product is annotated as F-box-like/WD repeat-containing protein TBL1X. Gene Ontology annotation, molecular function: protein binding; transcription corepressor activity. NCBI's taxonomy places the organism in Eukaryota, Metazoa, Chordata, Mammalia, Chiroptera, Vespertilionidae. Gene Ontology annotation, cellular component: histone deacetylase complex. Gene Ontology annotation, biological process: regulation of transcription by RNA polymerase II. The coding region runs from base 1 to 1221 and encodes 406 amino acids. The transcript is spliced from 12 exons. The record is from RefSeq and is a predicted model, not a curated record.
AUGUCUCGAGACAGACGGUGUGCAUUGCGUGAGUGCCUGUGGCGACACUGUUCUCCGGCGUUGCUGACCGCGUGGCUUCUGUUUCCUCCCACAGAAAGUCAUUCGGAACCAGUGGAGACAACAGAAGUAGACGGGGACGUCGAGGUCCCACCCAACAAAGCCAGGGUCCUGCGGGGCCAUGAGUCCGAGGUCUUCAUCUGUGCCUGGAGCCCCGUCAGUGACCUCCUGGCCUCCGGGUCCACAGAUUCGACUGCGCGGAUCUGGAACCUGAACGGAAGCAGCAAUGGAGCGUCCGCCCAGCUCGUGCUGCGGCACUGUAUCCGAGAAAGGGGGCAGGACGUGCCCAGUAACAGAGAUGUGACCUCGCUGGACUGGAACAGCGAUGGGACGCUGUUAGCAACAGGUUCCUAUGAUGGUUUUGCAAGAAUCUGGAUGGAAGACGGUAAUCUGGCCAGAACCUUAGGCCAACGCAGAGGCCCCAUCUUUGCCUUGAAGUGGAACAAAAAGGGGAAUUACAUUGUGAGCGCUGGCGUGGACAAAACAGCAAUAAUUUGGGAUGCCCACACAGGAGAAGCCAAACAGCAGUUUCUGUUUCAUUCUGCCCCCGUUCUCGAUGUGGACUGGCAGAACAACACGACCUUUGCCUCCUGUAGCACAGACACGUGCAUUCACGUCUGCAGACUCGGCUGCGACCGCCCCGUCAGAUCCUUCCAAGGACACACAAAUGAGGUUAAUGCCAUCAAGUGGAAUCCCUCUAGAACGUUGUUGGCAUCCUGCUCGGAUGACAGUACAUUAAAGAUCUGGAGCAUGAAGCAGGACACGUGUGUCCAUGACCUGCAGGCGCACAGCAAAGAGGUCUACACCAUCAAGUGGAGUCCGACCGGGCCCGCCACCAGCAACCCGAACGCCAACAUCAUGCUCGCAAGUGCUUCGUUCGAUUCCACCGUCCGGCUGUGGGACGUGGAGCGUGGUGUGUGCAUCCACACGCUCACCAAACACCAGGAGCCCGUCUACAGUGUCGCCUUCAGCCCCGACGGCAAGUACCUGGCCAGCGGCUCUUUUGACAAGUGUGUGCACAUCUGGAAUACUCAGAGUGGGAGGCUCGUCCACAGCUACCGAGGCACUGGAAGCAUCUUCGAGGUCUGCUGGAACGCCCAAGGGGACAAAGUGGGCGCCAGCGCGUCCGAUGGCUCUGUGUGUGUGUUAGAUCUCCGAAAGUAAACGGAAUGUUGCAGGAAAGAGAAGAGAAUUCUAACCCACCAGCAGUUCGCGUGGGGUGGGGUGGGGGUGGGGGGGCAUCCUGUGGGCUCCAAACUGCACGGGCGUGGCGUGUGGGCGUGGACUUUGAAGUCAGCUCCUCCUGGGCCCUGGAUGCCUAUAUCUUUCCUAGUUCUUGUCAAAAAGUUUCAAA